This is a messenger RNA of Malus domestica (apple), 1226 nucleotides long. RefSeq names its product glycine-rich protein 5-like. The record is from RefSeq and is a predicted model, not a curated record. NCBI's taxonomy places the organism in Eukaryota, Viridiplantae, Streptophyta, Magnoliopsida, Rosales, Rosaceae.
CUGUGCUCUUGUCCGUUUUGGACUUCUAGGAAAGAAAAGGAACAGCCCAUAGACUACUAAGCCCAAUAAAAGUAGAAGCUUAAAAUUCCAGAAGCAGAAUUAUAAUGCAGCAACUUUGAAGCCUUGUGGUCAUGCAAAUCGUCAUCACCACCAGAAUCAAGCUGGCACGAGUCAUCGUCAUCACGCAGACCUGCAACCUUACCUUCCCCCCCCCGGGCCAAUCUUCCAUGCAGCUCUUAGAAACUCAUAACCUAUGACAGACGGCCUUAUAAAUCUAAGGAACCUACCUUAUUUCGUUAGGGUCAUUGACUAAAGCUCUCACUCUCCAUCUUAAAUUCGGUUUAAAUCUCUCAGCUCCAGUGAUCAUCAAGGCCCUUCAAAGCUUAGUAAAGCGGAAGACUAACGACGUCACAUAACUUAACGGUACAACGGUGAUACGAAAAGUCAUGGCGAGGAGCAACGCAGUUUCAUGGAGUCUAAUGUUCUUGGCUAUGGGGAUUUUUAGUUACGUAGCAGUUGAAGCCACCAGAGAAGGGAUUCAAGGGAGGGAUCUGAUAGACAAGAGACUUGGUUUGGACCAUGGGAUAAAGAAUUGGCACAGUGAAGAGGCUGCUGCUUCUCAAGGACUGACAGCUGAUGGUUACGGAGGUUAUGGCUCAGGCUCUGGUGGCGGCGGAGGAGGCUCUGGUGGUGGCGGAGGCUUUGGUGGUGAUAAUGGCGGUGGCAAGGGAUAUGGUGGUAAUGGUGGUGGGUUUCACAAUGGUGGUGGAUUUGGUAAUGGUGGCGGAUUUGGGAAUGGUGGUGGGUUUCAUAAUGGCGGUGGAGGAGAUGGUGGAUUUGGGGCAGGCACAGGCCCAGGUUAUGGUGGAGGGAUGGGUGCGGGCGGUGGAGGAUAUGGUCAUGAUGAGAAGAUGAACUAGGUCCAUGAAUCUUCCCUAAUUUUACUAGAGUAAGAUGAAUAACUAUUUUCCAAUGUAGCAUGCCUAUGGGGACAAGAAGCAAGAAAAACCAAAUAAAAUGUCUUGCUUCUGUUCUGUAGCUCUUUACUUUGCCGUCUUUGAAGCUGCAACUCUGUUAAGAAACAAAUCAGUCUUUUCCCCUUGCACCCGUGGUAUUACGGUUACAAGCAAUAAAGUUAGAAGCCUGAAAUAUUUCUAGAUCGAUUGUAACACAUCCCGUUCUGUAAUGCAAUGGGUCAAUGAGAAAUUGAAAAAUUAGAAGCCUGA